GCUUGGACCACAUCUGGUCAAGGGGGCUUGGAGAGGCAACCGUGGAAGUUUCGCAUCCGAGCAAGGUCAAGAUACGUCAGCUUCAGCUUCGUGCUUCAACAACCUCACCUCUCCAUCAAACCACAGCCCUGCAUUGCGCGACCGGAAAGAGCGGCAGGGAGCGAACCGGAUCGAAUAACUGACGAACCCGAUAUCCAAGACGUACCCGAACGCGCACCGUGUCAACCGCCCCGCGGUAGCUCUUCAGAACCAUGUCGUCCAGUGCUCGAGGCCACUAUGAGAAUCCACCCUUGGACGAUGACGACUUGAUGAUCGACCCCGAUGAUGGUAUGUUGAGGUCCGAUCUCAACGACUUCGAUGAUCCCCUCGGAAACCAGUCCUCGCGACAGCCCCUGACGGGCAACAUCGGCUCCAGCUCAUCCUCGCAGCCGGCCAACGAAGGCUAUCUGACCUCCCGAAUUCCCGGUGAAGACCGACAGGCGCCCCUGAACACAAUUGACGAAUCGGUAUGGGAGACGUUGCGUCGCGAUCUGCUGGCCGUCUGGGCCAAGCUGCGGGAGGUGCUCUACCCACGCUACCUCCUGGGUGGCACCAUGUUCGACUCCGAGGGAGGCAUCCGAGGAGCCUAUUCGAACAUCCGCGGGGCUGGCAUUUCCGGAACGAGGGAAGAACUCACAGGACUGGCUAGCCGCAUGAUGGAUGCCGAGACCCUGCUCCAGAGCAACAUGACGCCUGGCUUGCGAGACUGGGAUCUUUGGGGCCCUCUCAUCUUCUGCCUGCUCUUGAGUCUUCUCCUGAGCUUUACGGCUGGUGCUGAGCAGAGGGAUCAUGUAUUCAGCGGUGUUUUCGCCAUGAUCUGGCUCGGUGAGGCUGUGGUGACGCUUCAGAUUAAGCUGUUGGGAGGCAACAUCUCCUUUGCCCAGAGCGUUUGCAUUAUUGGCUACACCCUGUUCCCCUUGGUUCUCGCGGCACUCAUGUCGGCACUUGGAUUGCACUGGAUUGCCCGGAUACCCGUCUACAUUGUCCUGAUUGCGUGGUCGCUUGCCGCCGGAGUUAGCAUCCUGGGUGGCAGUGGCGUUGUCAAGAACCGCGUGGCCAUUGCGGUCUACCCGCUGCUCGUCUUCUACUUGGGCCUGGGCUGCUUGUGCUUCAUCAGCUAAGUAGGCGGCAGAUUAAUUUCCGGGGAGAGGUCCCAUGAGACGCAAUAACGGGACGGCAGCCCUGGUCCACGGGUGGGCACCUAACGGGACAGGCUGGGCCGCUGUAUUUC
Molecule: messenger RNA, 1270 nt
Organism: Ilyonectria robusta
Lineage: Eukaryota; Fungi; Ascomycota; Sordariomycetes; Hypocreales; Nectriaceae
Exons: 3
Coding region: 252-1160 (302 amino acids)
Biological process (GO): endoplasmic reticulum to Golgi vesicle-mediated transport
Cellular component (GO): trans-Golgi network; membrane
Source: RefSeq, a predicted model, not a curated record